This is a messenger RNA of Aspergillus heteromorphus CBS 117.55, 1067 nucleotides long. Its product is annotated as PQ-loop repeat-containing protein. The transcript has 4 exons. Bases 128 to 925 code for a protein of 265 amino acids. Gene Ontology annotation, biological process: phospholipid translocation; retrograde transport, endosome to Golgi. Gene Ontology annotation, cellular component: endosome; trans-Golgi network. NCBI's taxonomy places the organism in Eukaryota, Fungi, Ascomycota, Eurotiomycetes, Eurotiales, Aspergillaceae. The record is from RefSeq and is a predicted model, not a curated record.
CCGCUGCUCCAUCGCAUCUCAUCUCCGGAAACCGCAAGCUCCGCCGUUCGCUGCUUCGCCUCGACACCAACCCUGUGUUGUCUCCUCCAUUCUUGCGAAACCAUAGCUGGAAGGCAUCACAUCCACGAUGUAUCUCGUGUCGCAGGCUCUUGAAUAUGGAGCUCCGCUUUUCCUGAUCACCUCCCCCUUGACCUCCUAUGCGGACCAGAUCCUCAGCAUUCAUCGGAGUCGGAAUUCCGCGGGCUUCUCGCUGGAUAUCCCUCUGAUCAUGCUGGUCGCCUCUGUCUUCAAGGUCUUUUACUGGUUCGGCGCUUACUACUCCCUCUCGCUCCUGAUCCAGGCCGUCAUCAUGAUCGGCGUGCAGAUGGUCCUCCUGAAAGUCGCGUUGGACAAUCGCCCUCCUCCCGGGGUCAAGAACAGCGUCGAGCACGUCCCCUUCAGCAGUGUGGACAACAGCGGAGGGGGUCGGCCCUACGAGUUCUGGCAGUGGAAGAGCGCAAAGCCCUACUGGCUCUUCCUGGCCUACAUGAUCGGCGCCCUGACCUUCAUCCAAAUCAUCCUGCCCCCGAUCGCCAGCUCCGACUUCUACAUCAAUGUCCUCGGAUACGUCGGUCUCGCCGUGGAAGCCACGCUGCCCCUGCCGCAGAUCGUCAAGAACCACAAGUCCCACUCUUGCGCCGGGUUCCGGGUGUCGGUGCUCGCCGCCUGGAUCCUGGGUGAUAUGAUGAAGCUGAGCUACUUCUUCUGCAGCCAGGAAGUGAUCCCCUGGGCCUUCCGCAUGUGCGGCCUGUUCCAGUGCGUUUGCGAUCUGUACCUGGGCGUGCAGUUUUGGAUGUAUAGCGCGUCCUCGUUCCGGGCUGCGGGCAGUCCGCGGGGACCCAGUGAGAGCUGGAAUGUGGAGGAGAAGGACAUCCGCAUGACUUGAAUGAGAUUAUACACGGCCGUGGGGGUUCCGUUGCAUCCGUUGGCGUUGUAUAUAUCGCUUAGUUAGACGCGUCGGACCUUGGCUGGGUCGGACAUGAGUUGGACUGGUAGAAGACCUGAUAGGAUAAUUAAUACGCAUGUUU